GACGCAAAGACUCACACAACCGCAUUGUUGUUGGGGGAAGAGAAGCUCGGGCAGUUGCAGAGCUCUGCCACUUCCAACAGCUUCAAAUCAGUAACAUCGAUCCGUGUUAGUCCCCGACCCGCGUAUAGAACCCGAAACCGGUUCCGUCGCCCUGGAUACCCGUCGCUCACCUCCAGGAGUUACCGGGUCCAGCGCGAGCCGCGGCCGCCGUCGGAUGAGCGGACUGAAUGUGGAUUUAACUGCCGCUUCGCUCCGCAGGCCGCGCCGCCAUUGCUGCUGGAUUUAUAAACUGAAUUCGUGAAAACACCCGAGGGUCUUUGCGGUUUCAAAAUGAAGAAAAAAAGUCGACAUCACCGCCCGGCAGUGCUGAAGAGAGACUCCUCUCCCAUCAAGCCGUCACCCAACAGGGAGACGCUGACGUACGCAGAGGCGCAGCGGAUAGUCGAGCUGGAGGUGGACGGCCGAGUGCACCGGCUCAGCAUCUACGACAAGCUGGAUGUAAUCAACGACGAUGACCCCACGGCUCAAGAGAUCAUGGAGUGCAACAGCAACAAGGAGAACAACGAGAAGCCCCAGCAGGUCCUGGUGCGCUCUGUGCGCCUAAAAAACAACCAGCAGAAGAAGAACGCUGCGCUCACCGCUGCACACGGAGGCAACGGCACACACGGCAAUGCCAGCGGCCUGUUAGAGCCAAAGGUUAGAACGGUUGAAUACAAUCUGCCGGUGGUGCCGAGGAGGCCCGCAGCUUAUUACAAAUAUAUGGAGAGGACGGAAGAGGAGCUGGACGAGGAGGUGGAGUACGACAUGGACGAGGAGGACUACGCCUGGCUGGAGCUAAUCAACGAGAAGAGGAAGAGCGAGGGCGUCAGCCAGGUGUCGCACAACCUGUUUGAGUUUCUCAUGGACCGCUUCGAGAAAGAGUCGUACCAGGCCACUCAGGGUCAGAGCGACCUGCAGUCACUGGUGGACGAGGACGCCGUCUGCUGCAUCUGCAUGGACGGGGACGGAGCGGACAGUAACGUCAUUCUCUUCUGUGACUCGUGCAACAUCGCCGUGCACCAGGAGUGCUACGGCGUGCCGUACAUCCCCGAGGGCCAGUGGCUGUGCCGGCACUGCCUGCAGUGUCCAUCGCGGCCCGCUGAGUGCGUCUUCUGUCCGAACCGAGGCGGAGCCCUGAAGAGGACGGACGACGACCGCUGGGGUCAUGUAGCGUGCGCUCUGUGGGUGCCUGAGGUCGGCUUCUCCGACACAGUUUUCAUCGAGCCCAUCGAUGGCGUUCGUAAUAUUCCCCCUGCACGCUGGAAGCUCACCUGCUACCUUUGUAAAGAGAAAGGUGUCGGGGCUUGCAUCCAGUGUGACAAGAUCAACUGUUACACAGCCUUCCACGUCAGCUGCGCGCAGAAGGCCGGCCUCUACAUGAGGAUGGAGCCCAUCAAGGAGGUGACGUCGUCCGGCGCCUCCACCUUCUCUGUGAAAAAGACAUCGUACUGCUGCAGCCACACCCCCGAGGGCUGCGACCGCCGGCCUCUGAGCAUCUACGAGGAGCCCCAUCCCAAAAACGGUGCCUGCCACAAGAGGGCUGAUAAGAGGGGGAAGUCUCGAGCCAAGGGCUGGCAGAAGAAGAAGAGUAAGAGAGUGGAGCCGGAGCCAGAACCUGAACCUGAGACCCCAGCCAACACUGGACCCAGUAUCACUGUUUCAAGCUUCGACACCAUCCUGAACCAGGUGGCGGUUCAGAGGAAGCGUGUCUUCGUGGAGCGGGUGUUUAGUUACUGGGUGCAGAAGAGGCAGUCGAGGAACAACGUGCCGCUGAUCCGCCGGCUGCAGGCCACCCCUCAACCGCCCAAAAUCAAACCGGUGGACCGCGUGGAGAGCAAUCAGGCGCUGAAGGAGCAACUGAAGGAAUGGCACCGCCUCCGCCACGACCUGGAGAGAGCUCGUCUGCUGCUGGAGCUCAUCAGGAAGAGAGAGAAGCUGAAGAGGGAGGAGAUGAAGCUGCAGCAGUCGGCGCUGGAGGUGCAGCUGACUCCGUUCAACAUUCUGCUGAGAGCUGUGCUCCAGCAGCUGCAGGAGAAGGACCAGUACAGCAUUUUCACUCAGCCUGUCAACAUCAAGGAGGUCCCCGACUACCUGGACCACAUUAGGAACCCCAUGGACUUCUCCACCAUGAGGCAACGCAUCGACGCCCACGAGUACAGAAGCCUGGAGGAUUUUGAGGGCGACUUCAACCUCAUGAUCUCCAACUGUAUGUCCUACAACGCCAAGGAUACGUUUUUCUACAAGGCAGCUCAGCGGAUGCUGGACCACGGGGGAGUGAUCCUCCGCAGGGCCAGCAGAGAGGCCGACAGGAUCGGCUUCGACUUCCCCAGCGGGCUACAUCUACCGGAGGCCCCUAAGCCGGAGCCUCCGCCCCGGUUCUCCUGGGAGGAUGUGGACCGCAUACUGAGCCCCUCCUACCGUCAGAAGACCCCUCUGGAGGACCAGCUGAAGGAGCUGCUGGAGAAGCUGGACCUGAGCACGGCCAUGAAGCACAGCCCGUCCCGCAGCAAGAGGCUCAAGCUGCUGAAGAAGAGCAUCACGGAGGUCCGCAGUGAGAUCAACCUGAAGAAGCCCCACCGCUCGAAGACCACGGUCACUCCAGAGACCAGCUCCCCCCCCACAGAGUCCGAGGAGAAACCACUACCAGAGCCUCCCACGCCGGCGCCGCAGGAGGAGGAGAAGCCUUUACCUCCACCAGCGUUUGAGCUGCUGACCUCCCUGUCAGCCCUCGACACAUUGCCGAGCGACCCGGGUCCCCCUCUGAAAACCCGCAGAUCCAGCGUGGACCCCGUUCCCAUGGAGCUCGAUGGCAACAAAGACACUUCUACCUCAGUGCUCCCUUCGAACACCCCGAACGGGCACAUCCUUGACCCGCCGCUCCUCAACGGGAACCUCCACACGGAAGCCUCCGGCACCUGCAACCGACGGACCAACAACCUGUUUCGCAAGUCCAAGAGUGCCAGCCCUCAGAAACCCCCCAAGACCCCAGAGGCUACUUCCGCACCCACGUCACCCCUGGGUGCAAAAACCUUCCUGUCUGUGGUCAUCCCUCGCCUGGAGACGCUCCUCCUUCCGAAGAAGAGGAAACGCAGCUGUAGUGCCGACGCCGAGGAGGACGAGGAGGAGUCGCCGAUAAAACGCCUCGGCACAGGUAUUGCGAAUGGUUUUGUGGUUGAAGAGGAGGAGGAAAAUGAGGAGGAUGUCUCUCCGUCUCCUCGCCUGCUGGAGCCUCGCCGGCGCUGUGCCUCUGAGUCAAGCAUCUCCUCCAGCGGGAGCAUCCUCUGCAGCACCAGCACCGUCACAGUGUCUAAAAGCGGGAAAGGGCGGCCCGCAGCUCGACGGAGCACCGUGGACGACAAAAGCACUCUGAUGACCUGCAUCGAGAACGGAGAGUUCACCGCAGCUGCCAAGAUCUCUACAGAGGUGUGGAAGCCCCCCGCUGCUUCUCCAUUUGUUCUGGAGCCUCUUAAACUAGUUUGGGCUAAGUGUAGUGGAUAUCCCUCCUACCCCGCCCUGAUCAUGGACCCCAGAGCUCGGAGGACGGCGUGCCAGCACAAAGGGGUGGAGCUUCCCCAGCCGCCACAGGACGUUCUCAGGGCCGGAGAGCGGAUGCAGUUCAGGUCCGAAGAGAAACUCUUCCUCGUCCACUUCUUCGACAGCAGACGCAGCUGGCAAUGGCUUCCUAAAUCCAAGAUGGCGCCGUUCGGGAUCAACCAGACGCUGGACAGAAUCAAGCUGAAGGAGGCUCGCUGCUCCUCUGUCCGAAAAGCUGUGCAGCUCGCCUUCGACCGAGCCAUGGACCACCUGACCCGCGUCGGCAGCGAGCACCAGCUGAGUGCAGACCUCGCCGCCGCUGCAGAUUGAACUCCUCCUCCUCUCAUCCUCCCAUCAUCCGUCUCUCCUCUUUCAGCCUUUUGUUUCAAUCACAGCAGAGCAGCUCAGUCUCUGCCUCAUACGCACAACAAAAAAACACACACACACACACACAUCAUGUUUACCAUAUCCUGCUAACUGGAUCGUCUUCAUGUCUCCCCCCCCUUCUGUCUGAUAUACUGUAGCUUGUGACGGCCAUCUUGUUUUGUCAAAGAGCUAUGCAACGAAAAACGACUCGGUCAUCGGGUGCAAAAAGUCGAGAGAAAAACAAAAUCAUGCCUGGGCUAUGAGGACCGAAAAAUCAGGGGUCUCAACCUGUUGAAUGUGUCAGAGUUUGACCUCUGACCUCUUUUAAAUGUGCUGCAAGACUGCUGCGACAGCCUCACUGCCACCGACAUGUCCAUCAGCGUGCAGCGGUGCGGCUGCAGCAGCUCCUGUAAAUAUCCUGUACAAGGCCUGACACUAAUUUAUUCACUCCCUCAGUUUGUUUGGGUACAUGGUGUUCACAUAUUUAUACAGUCGGAGGUGAUGAUCCACGUCCUCGCUGGCACUGACGCUGUCGGCCUUUUUUUUCCGCUGGUGCUAUCUCUACACGGAGAAACAACAAACAUGCAUACUGUAACGAACGUUUUUAUUUCAGCUCUUUUUUUACCGUUUUUGUAACUUAUUGAGUUCUCAAGCUUCACGUUCUCUCGUCUCUGGCAUUAAUUUUUUCGUGUGUUCGCAUCUGUUUUUUUUUUUUUUUUUACCUGAAUGUUUUUACUGGACUACUUCGACAUUUUUUUUUGGUUUGUACAUAUUUAUAUAAAAUCUAUAUAGAAGCUCUCAAAAAGUUUAAAAAUGCCGAAAGUGCAUCAUUCACACCGAAACCAAAAAAAAUCUGCUGCCCACAAGGUUCCCACUAAUGUGUUUUUACAGUUGUGUUUCAGCCUUUCUGUUUGCGUGCUGUGAUGAGUUUGAGUCUUCUGUCAUCUUUUUCACCUGAACUGAACUGAGCUACAGUCAGCUGUAGGAGAGAAGAGAAUGUGCCUGUACUAAUUUAUUGUAAAGCAGAAAAUGUAUAUGCAUUACUUUAUAGAGAGAGUAUUGUAAGAAAAUACUACGGGCACACGAGGAGCCACAUGUAGAGGCGCCUCUUCUUCUGUUGUUUUGUGACCUUUUUUUUUAUUUUUUAUUCUUUGGAUCAAUAGCAUUAAAUCUGAGAGGUGAGGUGAUAGUGUUUGAUGUUUUAUUUUGGCGGGGUAGGGAUGGGUAGACUUCCUGUUUUGUUUGGCCCCUCUGGAUGUGGAUGUUGUGUGUGUAAAUAGAUUUGGUACUUUAGCUGAUUCUCUGGGAAAAACCACAGUUAUAGCCAACGGGAGCCGACCAGCCGACAGCAGGCCGGUGGGAUUUUUAUACUAAAACACUGAAAAAUUAAAAUAUGUUAUUGAAUCACCA
This is a messenger RNA of Notolabrus celidotus (New Zealand spotty), 5349 nucleotides long. Its product is annotated as bromodomain-containing protein 1-like. The record is from RefSeq and is a predicted model, not a curated record. Lineage: Eukaryota; Metazoa; Chordata; Actinopteri; Labriformes; Labridae. The transcript has 12 exons. Gene Ontology annotation, cellular component: MOZ/MORF histone acetyltransferase complex. Gene Ontology annotation, molecular function: protein binding. Gene Ontology annotation, biological process: regulation of transcription by RNA polymerase II. Bases 331 to 3903 code for a protein of 1190 amino acids.